ACUUUUCUCCAAACAACUUUUUUCUCGCACUUUCAUCAAGUUGUACUUCGGUGAAAACAUGGUGGGAUGCUGCUGGGUUGGUGUGCCAUGGACAUGAGAGACUAGCAUAUCCUGAUUUCGUCAACACCUGUCAGUUCUACUCUUAAAAUGGCAGCAGUCAAAGGGAAAGCUCUGAGAAGAGGGAGCUUUGAACAUGAUAGACCUAACAUGAGCAGUGAAACACCAUUGAGGUUGCUGGUCUUUGGCAGCUCAAGUCGGGAUCAGAUCUCACUGACACACUCUGUGUUGGGGCCAGACGUCUUCACGGCAGAUGAUGUCAAUAUUUCAGCUACCAAGAAAAGUUCAGGGGUUGUGCAGGAGAGAAAAAUAACCCUGGUCAACACACCAAAUCUUCAAGACAACGACUUGCCGGACAGUGUGCUUCACAAGGAGCUCAGGAAGGCGGUUUGUUUCUCUUCUCCAGGUCCUCAUGCUGUAAUGAUUGUUCUAGACCCUUUUCAUUUGACCUCUGACACUCUGAACAUACUGAAGCCUGUGGUGCACUACUUUGGAGAUCGUGUUUUGAAGCACACAUUGAUUGUUUUAUACCAUGAGAGAGAUCUGACAACCCUGUCCAUAGAGGAUGAGGUUAAGAAGAACAAGAGCUUUAGAGAGCUUGCUGAGAAAUGUGUCCAGAACUACCUCUGCUUCAAUGAAGAAAAAAACCAGAAGGAAGGCAGCCAGACGCAAGCAUUGUUUGCCAAGGUCGAUGAGAUGGUCUUGGAGCAUGGCAUGUUUUCAAACCUGGAAUUUAAGGAUGCAGAAAAAAGAAUUCAGAUAGAGGAGCGUUUCCUCAGAAAAUCAAAGGAGAAGGAGAUCAGGGAGACGUUGAAGGUGCUGGAGAACAAACAUUCAGGGGAGGCACUUCCCAGUGAGGUUAUGAAGUAUGAAGUAAAGGUACAGUUGGAGUGCAGAGAGAAAGCAGAGCUGGCUGUCGCAGACAAGGUUGGCUUCACGGUCAGAGUUGUUGAUUACGCUGUUGCAGUUGGAAAAGGAGCAUUUGUAGGUGCACUUCUUGGAUUUGCGAUAGGACAUGACGGUAUGGCAGUAGGAGCUGCUAUCGGUGCUGCUCUAGGUGGUGUACUUGGAGGUGCAGCUAAUGCAGUAUGGAGCUACAUUUCCAAUUCCUUCGCAGAUGCCCACAAAGGGACUGCAUAGUGCACAGAGUCAGCCUCUGACACUGCUGGAUCUUCUACAGACUGUACAGGGCUUUUCACACUGGGCUUAACCCUGGGUUAUCGUCAUUCUAAACCCCACUUUUAACCCUGGGUACAGGAGCGCUUCACUUGUAAUUUAUAAGCAGGGUUGGCACUAAGUUGAACCUGGAGUUAUGAAACCCUGCUUAGGAGCAGGAUUAGAGGGUACUGCCUUACAAUGGUUCAGUUCAUACCUUAAAAACAGGUCAUUUUCUGUAUUAUUGGGUACGUUUUCCUCCUCUUUAGCUCCUAUUAUUAGUGGUGUACCCCAGGGCUCCAUUCUGGGCCCUCUUCUCUUUAACAUAUGCGUCCGCUGGGGAAUAUUAUUAGAGGGCACAAUGUCUCGUUUAAUUUAUAUGCUGAUGAUACCCAGUUGUACAUACUGUACCGUUGACUGUCUUGAUGAUGUUAAGAAAGUAUUAACAAAUAACUUUCUCCAACCUAAUGAGGACAAAACAGAAAUAAUUGUCGUGGGUCCCCCGAGAUUGAGAGAUGGUCUUAUUAAUGAGCUUGGCAAUCAUUACCCCUCAAUUUCUUCCCAGGUCAGGAACCUUGGUAUCAUCCUGGACUCAGAAUUAUGCUUAAGCAAAUUUGGUUAAUUCAGUUGUUAAGAGUAGUUUUUAUCAAUAUUUUUUCCAAAUUUAAAUAAUUUUUGUCUUUCCAAGAUUUGGAGAAGGUUAUUCGUGCUUUUAUCACAAGAUUAUUGUAAUUCAUUGUACUUCAUUGUCAUCUCGUGCUUGCUUCCAGAUGGUUAAAAAUGCAGCUGCAAGGCUGUUGACCAGGGCAAAGAAAUAGGACCAUGUCAUCCCUAUUUUAGCAUUGCUCCAAUGGCUCCUGGUCAAUUUUAGGAUCCAGUUUAAAAUUGUGUUGUUUGUUUUUAAAGCUCUAAAUGAUCAAGCUCCUUUUUAUCUCAAAGAUCUUCUUAUUCCAUUCAGAUCAUCAAAUAGGUUUCUUUUGUAUGUC
Molecule: messenger RNA, 2198 nt
Organism: Rhinichthys klamathensis goyatoka
Lineage: Eukaryota; Metazoa; Chordata; Actinopteri; Cypriniformes; Leuciscidae
Product: GTPase IMAP family member 7
Exons: 4
Coding region: 148-1197 (349 amino acids)
Molecular function (GO): GTP binding
Source: RefSeq, a predicted model, not a curated record